AUGCCGCCGCCUCCCCUGUUUGUGUCGUUGGCGGGGAGGCUGCGCCAGUGGCUGGGCCGGCAGUCUCGGGCCUUGGGUGAGAAGCCUCAGUUUCCCCAAGCGUCGUGUCUCAGGCACUUUGGGGUGCUCUCCCGCCUCCCCCGGACGCCCCGCCGGAGCAUGUGGAACAGCUGGGCCACGCUCCUGCAGAUGGGCCGCCGCCCCUCCGCCAUGCUGCCCGGGGGGACCUCCAAGUGCACGCCGUCCCCGGAGGCGCCCACGCUGCCGGGCACCACGGCGUCCCACGGCGACCUGGCCAGCCUGUUCGAGUGCCCCGUGUGCUUCGACUACGCGCUGCCGCCCGCGCUGCAGUGCGCGAGCGGCCACCUGGUGUGCAGCAGCUGCCGCCCCAAGCUCACCCGCUGCCCCACCUGCCGGGGCCCCCUGGGCUCCAUCCGCAACCCGGCCAUGGAGAAGGUGGCCAGCUCCGUCCUCUUCCCCUGCAAGCACGUCGGGUCCGGGUGCGAGAGGGCGCUGUCGCCCACGCAGAAGGCGGGCCACGAGGAGCUGUGCGCGUCCGGCCGGUUCGCCUGCCCGUGCCCCGGCGCCGCCUGCGGCUGGCAGGGCUCUCUGGACGCCGUGCUGCCCCACCUGGCGCAGCAGCACGCGUCCAUCACCGCCCUGCAAGGCGAGGACAUCGUCUUCCUGGCCACGGACAUCCACCUGCCCGGGGCCGCGGACUGGGUCAUGAUGCAGGCCUGCUUCGGCUCCCACUUCCUGCUGGUCCUCAAGAAGCAGGAGAAGUGCGACGGCCGCCAGCAGUUCUUCGCCAUCGUGCAGCUCCUGGGGACGCGCGCGCAGGCCGACAAGUUCGCCUAUCGGCUGGAGCUCCAUGGCCACAGGCGGCGGAUGACCUGGGAGGACACGCCCCGGUCGAUCCACGAGGGGAUCGCAGCAGCCCUCCUGAGUAGUGACUGUCUCAUCUUCGACACCAGGGUAGCCCACCUUUUUGCAGAAAAUGGCAACCUAGGCAUCCAUGUGACCAUUUCCCUACGCUGA
This is a messenger RNA of Pipistrellus nathusii (Nathusius's pipistrelle), 1038 nucleotides long. Lineage: Eukaryota; Metazoa; Chordata; Mammalia; Chiroptera; Vespertilionidae. The record is from the annotation of a GenBank genome assembly.